This is a messenger RNA of Tribolium castaneum (red flour beetle), 4929 nucleotides long. RefSeq names its product Ceramide phosphoethanolamine synthase (gene Cpes). Gene Ontology annotation, molecular function: phosphotransferase activity, for other substituted phosphate groups. The record is from RefSeq and is a predicted model, not a curated record. The transcript has 2 exons. The coding region runs from base 644 to 1687 and encodes 347 amino acids. Gene Ontology annotation, biological process: phospholipid biosynthetic process. Gene Ontology annotation, cellular component: membrane. NCBI's taxonomy places the organism in Eukaryota, Metazoa, Arthropoda, Insecta, Coleoptera, Tenebrionidae.
GGUUGGGGAAUCACAUGUUUGGCAAUUACACACUUGUGUUUAUUUUGACCGAUUAGAUUACUUUAAUUCCGGUAUCAAAUCAUUUUUUUAUUACAGGCGACAAUUAAUAAAUACAAAUUUUGUAAUUUUAUUAUCGUAUCAUAAAUGAUAACUUGUGGCAUGUCCUUUUUUCUUUCUAUUUCUGGCUAAAAUUUCAAAAUAGUGACGCAGAAAGUUAAGUAGGUAGACUUGCUGCUUAAAAUAGUCUCGUAUUUAUUUUUAUUUGACUUUAUUUGAGUACAUCAUAAGAUCAUAAUGCAAAGUUUACUCAAUGAAAUCUUUGUCUCCUUAAACACAAUAUUAAGUAUUAAUUAAACACAGAUAAUAAUUAUAUCGUGUUAGCUAAAACCGCAGUUGCAUUUUCCUCCUCAGCAAACCGAAAAUUAUCAUUUCCGGGUACAGUUGUGGCCAAAAAAUUGUAAAAUAUCCAGGGUGUACAAAUCCAAACAUCUCGACCUGGCUGCCUUUUAACCCAACCUUCAACAGUAUGUCUUAAACCACUCAAUUUCACAAACUCACUAAGACUGAAAAACCGUCCACGUCUCACGUGGCCUAACUGAAAACAAACAAAAAAGUAUUUUACAUUAAACUAAAUAGAAAAAAAAUGGUAUGCCCCUCCUCUCACGUCAGUAAGCUUCUCUUGUCGGUUUUCGUCGCCGUCUUACUGUUUUACCUCUUCAUGGACUUCAAUCUGUACUUACGCAUCCAAAACUACCCCAUCGACCGGGGCGCUCUCGGCGACAACACCACCCUCACUUACAAAGACGUCACUUGGGUGACGUGCAAAAUCAACCCCUUGUGCGACGUCACUGUAAAAGCCGUACUGUUAGACCACACCAACUACUACCUGUUCGCCCCCUUGGUCACCAUCAUGGACAACAUCCUCGAAAUCUCCCACAUCCAAUACAUCACCCCCAACGCCAUCAGCGUCUUCCACGUCUUCGUGGCCAUCGUCAGCGCCAAGUGCAUUUCGAGCGACAGUUUGGCGUACCGCCGUGUGGGGGUGCUGUUGUUCGAAGUGCGGACUUUUCUCGACGACCUCGACGGCCACGUGGCCCGCGUCCGGAAAAACGUGAAAGGAGAAAGAUCCGAGAUUGGAACCACUGGUUAUUACGUGGACGGCAUCUGCGAUGCCUUGGGCUGCACAGCCCUCCUGAUCGGGACGUUCGUUUUCCUCAAAAAUAAUCCACCGAGACGUGGCUACAUGCAGUUGCCAACGUCGAGCGAUUCCAAAGACGCCAUCAUCUACAAGAGCAAAAUCACCUCGAAUAAGGUGUCCAAGAAGUUGUUCUGUUUCGCGGCCCAGCUGAUUCUGAGCUCGAUGGCGUGGAAUCGCUACAUUGCGCUCUAUCAGGACAUGCUGGAGAGGAAUGAUGUUUCGGUGGAGGAGUUUGUGAGGCAGAAUGAGGUGUUUAAAAGUACGUUUUUCUUCGGCGUCACGUGGUUGUGGAGGGUCGUUAAUGUGCACAAUAUGUUGCAUUGUCUGCUUUUGGGGAUUUUUUGUGAUAAGUUGUGGGAGUUUUUGAGGAGUGUACAGUAUGUAGGGUUUGUUAUUUUGUUGUUUGUUAUUGGGAUUACGGAGGUGAAUGUUACGGAAGUUAGGAAGUUUGUCGCGCAAAAAACAUACACUAACAGUACGAACUUUUAACAGUAAGCGGAUUGGUUGUCUUUUGUUACGUUUUUUUUAUUAAUUUAUGUUUAUAUUUUUUACGUCACUUUUUUUGAAAAAGCCAAAUUGUGCUUUCAUUUAAAAAAAUAACACAAAAAAGUUUAUUGUUGUUAUUUUAAUGGAAAACACGUUUUCUUUAGCCCAAACGAGUCACACAUGUGAGUGCGUAUGUUUAGUUACUAUAGAAAUGCGCUAAAAUUUGUGUGGAACUAUUGUUACAACAAUUAUUAACGUUGUUGUUGCUAUGGUAACAGUAGAAAUAUCAGUGUCAGGUUUUUUCAAUUAUGGUAAAAUUUCAAAAUUUCGUCAAUUCAGAGCGAUUACUGCAAAUUAGUGAUAUUUUUACUAGAAUUUACUUUAAAAAUAUUUUCAAAUCACUGAGAUUAAGUGAGACUUGUAAAAAAGCAAUUACAGUAUAUUAAAUAUUAUUACAUAUGAAAGGUUUGUCAGAUAAGAUUUGACAUAAAAAAAAUCAAGAAAAAAAACAUUUUGUUAUGCGCAAGGUGAGUCUGCUAAAAGCUAAAAGGAUAUUUCUACUACAUCUAAAAAAACGACUUUCGAGCUUUCUUUAUAUAUCUCUCUAUUCAUGUCAUUUUUUUUUUCAGAAUCUUCCACACUUUCCAUAAUUACUUGUUAAAAUUAAAAUUAAAAAUCAGUUUAAAAAAUGUUACUAGCCUUCAAAAAAAUAAUUACAUAAAAAGUGAAAUAAAUGUAAUUUUUGAUUAAAAAAAAAUUGUUGCUCAAAAUGUCAUUUAAGUAAGCAUCGUUUGUUUUAGAAGAAUACUAGAAAUAAUAAAAAUGCGUUUUUUUAAAAACAUCUUUCAGAAAUUAAAAACAAUAAUAAAUAGUUGAUUAUUCAACGAGUUUGAGUGUAAAUCGGACGCUUCAUUGCCGAGGUGAAAUAAAUGAACCAAUAUACACAAAAAACAACAUUUUAUUCUACGAAUUAGACUAAACAAGGCUUAAAAUUGCUUUAAAUUUGUUAAAAAUAAUCAUAUCGAGAAAUGCCAAACAGUUGUCAAAACUUUCAUACAUAGGAGAAAAACCGUAAAUUUUGACUGUGUUGAAGUUUAAAUGUCAUAGUAUAUUUUGGGAGUUACACAAUUUCUUUAAUUUUAAGUUAGAGUAAUUAAGAUCAUUUAUUUUAAAGAGUUUACUUUUAAGUGUAAACUAAUGCAAAGUACUGACAUUUUUUACUUCAGUAAAUUAAUAAGUUCAUGUAAAAAUGUUACUGCAAAAAAUUAUGUUGUUGCUCAAAAUAUUAUUUAAGGAUCGUUUCUUUUAGCAGAAUACCAGAAAUAAUAAAACUACAAUUAAUUAAUAUAUAUACAGGGUAAUUUUUGAAAAACGGCUUGAUCUGUAGAAUUUGUAUUUAUAACCCGAUUUCAGAAAUUAAAUGGAAGAUGCUGAAAGAAAAAUUAAAUGUUACAAUAUACUUUUGUGCUUUAUCCAAAUUCCUUGAUUUUAAAUUAAAGUUUUUAAAAUCAUUCAUUUUAAGGAAAGAGUUUGCUUUGAACAAGACAAUGUCAGUAUUUUUUAUUGAUACCAUGCAACUACAUUUUUAUAAAAAAAAUCUUCUUUAUGAUUUUUUUAAUAAUAAGAAAGUAGAACAAGACUAAUAUUUUCCAAAUUAUGAAAAGAAAACUGUGAGUCGCAAUAUGGAAUAAGAAAGUUGAAUAUGGGCUGAAAUUUACAGUGUCUCAAAAUUGGCGGAUUUCGAGUUCAAAGCGUUUUCUUCAAACUCAGGCUAAAAGUUUUAGUGUUUAUUGUUAUUUAGGGUGUAGAUGAAAUUUAAAUCAAUUUCUCGAAAAAUUAGCUUUAUUGUGAAGUAAAAUUUUUCUUUUUUCUUAAGAAUGAAACGGUAAAUUAAAAAAAACACAUUUUUUUCACUACAAAAUAAUUAGUUUUACUACAUUAGAAGCCAAUCAAUAUUUUUUUAAUUUUUGAAAUCUGGCCACAAAAAAAACUUCUGCAAAGCCUGCUGUUUUUUUAAGAUCCCCUUGUAUUUUAAAAUUAUUGAUUUUAUUAAUAGUAAUAUUUAUAAUUAAUUAAUAUUUACUGGGAGAAAAAAUACUGCAAUUUAUAUGCAUAAAAAAAUAUAAAGUACUUAAUAACAAACACUGGUUUCUGUACGAUUUGUAAUUUUUGAGGUACCUACAGGAAAAUACUUUUAGCAGAGUUACCCUGUAUUUCCAUAAAUAAUAUUUACAAAACAUUCAGUUUGUGAACAUCAAUUUUUGUCUUUUUUGUGUGAGUGCAUACAGGGUGAUUGAUCUAAAACCACAAACCUGACGAAUUUUGAAAACAAUAAUCAGUUAAAGUUUGGACAUCCUUGGAAAUGAGGUGUAGAUUAGGUGUAGUCUAGAUUAAUUAAUUUUUUAAGCAAGUUCGAUGAACAAUUUGUGUUAUUUUUUAAAAUACUGUCGCAAUUGGACAUUCACACCUUGUACAUUACUUUUAUCUACAAACAUUUUUAUCACAAUGAGUUGUAUUACAACCAAAAAUCAGGUCAGCUGUGACAACAAGUUGCCAAAACUUGAUUGUCGAUUGUCGCGGCCAACUUUUUUAAUAUCAGUCAGUAUUUAAUUUGUCACUCUUGACCGGAUGUGGUUUUUAAACGGUGGCAUAAUUUAAUCAAAUUUUUAAAAGGUUGUCGCCGUUUUGCGGUUUUCCUCUUCCAAAUGCCUAUUUUUAAACGAUAUAUAACUUGUGAUAUAUUUGCUUAGAUUGUCUCGAAGACUGUGAUCUGACCACAUCCAUAAAAACGAGUCAAAGUGACAGUUUGUGGCCUACUUUGACUCGUUCAUUGCCUAGGCUUUCAAGCUCAUGUAAAUGUAGUUGAACGAACUUAAUAACCAAGGCUUAAUUAAUUGUGUCAUUCUCAUAAUAUAUAUUGUUAUUGGUAUGCUCAGGCGAGAUUUUCAUCUUAACAUAAUUUUAUUAUUGUCAGAUUUAAACAAACGAGAUUUGUAUUAGAUUGUAGUCACAUCGAGUGUAUUUUUGUAUUUUAUUCGUUUUAAAGCAAUAACCACAUGCACUGAAUAUACUAGUCUCUUGUUUUUUAUUUAUGUAAGAAGGUGCACUUCCGGCAAUCAUGAUAUUAAUUUCGGUACUUGCCAGUUAAGUUUUUUUUGUAUUGUAGUAUAUACUUUGUUACGUAAAAAUCAAUGUACAUUGGAAUGGUGUUUAAGCUUAAAUAAAUAAGUUGCUUUAUUAAAAAA